GUUUGUACAGAAACAUCAGAAAUGGCUUCAGUUAUUCCAACAGAUCCGGCCAUAGAUAUCCACAAUGAAUUGGCGUUGCAUCUUGGAACACAUAUUGUGAAGAAAAAAUUACAUCAACUUAAGAACCUGUUCAGAAAUAAUCCAUUAACCCCAGUCGACAUUGCUUCGAUUAAAAACAUCUAUGACCUAUUCAACAGUCUUAUUAGAUACAAAACAAUAGCUGUGGGAGACUAUACACAAUUUGUACGGAAACUUAAACUUACAAAUCCUGACCUGGAGAGAUAUGUGAUAGAUAAAGAAAAGGAAAUUAAAAGCAUUGUUGAUGGAGGUUCAUCACCAGCCAAGCAGCAAAGGCCAGAAGAUCAAGGCCAGCAACAGUCUACAGCAGACACAAGCCGAGACAAAAAAAUCCAUUCUGGCUUGGAACCCAUGAUAGAAACAGCAAAAGCCAGAAUUAAAAAAGAAAAAGGAAAAAAGAUACAAUUCCACCCCACCAAAGGUUUCCGGGAUGCUAAAGAAAAGCUCCAAAAGAACAGGGUUGUUGUCAUCAAGGGAAACACGGGAGACGGUAAAACAGCUAUCGCCAUCCAACUCCUUCAUUGGCUGAGUGAGGAGCAGCAAGCCGGACAACCCCUACAACUUCACAAGAUUGAAGAUUUACGAUUAUUGGCUCCAAAAUUAAAAUUGAUCACUUUUAUUGAUGAUAUUUUUGGUGAGAAAGAUGUGUUCAUAAAGGAUGUACAAGAGUGGAACAAAAGAAUCUCGGAUGUAAAAACACUUUUUGUAGAUGAACAAAUAACCCAGCCCAAUUUUCUCAUCAUUACUAUCCGUAAUGAAGUAUUCAAUGCUUUGGAACAUCGUUCUCUUGGAACAAUUUUAACCAAAGAUAACAUUAUUGAUCUGAGCUCAAAAACAUACAAAGUUGCAGAAGACAAAAAAAUACUUUUACAGCUGUAUGAGCCAGAACUCUUUUCAUGGACAGACACAGAAAAAAAACAAAUUUCAACCUAUGCGCCAAACAUUGGAUUCCCACAAUGUUGCCAGCUUUUCUACAAUUCUGAAGAAUUGCAGAGAGAGCGAGUUAGAUUUUUUGAAAGUCCUUUUCGAUUUUUGAAAGAAGUAUUGUCAAGAUUACAAGAAUGUUCUGCCCUUUUGUAUCUCUUCCUCAAUGACGGAAUGAUAAGAGUAGAAGAUCUGGAUCCAAACAGUAAAAAUGUCAAUGAAACAUUUCUGGAACAAGCAAUUUCAAUAAAGUUGAUUGGUGGUAAAAAACACACAGUCACUCCGUUAUGUAAUAAAAUUGAAAAAGUGGGAUUUAUAAAGGACAGUUUAGAUGAAUUAUUAGACUUUUUGGUAAAGAAGGAGAAACAAUGGUUUAGUGAGGAUGUGUACAGAUUUAAUCAUGAUUCUAUUUAUGUUGCUGUGGCAAUUUUGUAUGGAAAAGUCACACCGAUCGGCUACAUACAGAAUUGUCCCAGGAAAUCCCUCGGUUAUCUAACAACCUCAAAAACAGCUACAAACAUGAUUGUCAUAUCAUCUGAUCAUUAUACAGAAAUGUGUGAGCGUCUACUCCGAGAGUUUGAAUGUAAUAAGUAUCUAUAUGGUACUGGUAGUGGCUCUCUAGAUGUAUGGAACAAUUCUGAUUUUGUUGCAAGAUUUGUCAGGUUGUUGAAUGACAGAAACAUUGAUAAACUUGCCGUUUUGAAUGAAGCAUGUUCUUGUGGUGCAGCUGAAUGUGCUUCAUCUCUUCUGUCAGAAGGUGUAAAACCUGACAAGAACACAGCAUUGUCAUUGGUUAGAGGACAUUGGAAUGAUAGUAACAGACAAGUGUGUUUUCUUGGGAAAAUUGUUGUAUACUUAAAUGAUGAGACAAAAGUUGAUAUGUUGAAUGAAGCAUGUUCUUCUGGUGCAGAAGAAUGUGCUUUAUAUCUUCUGUCAGAAGGUGUAAAACCUGGCAAGGACACAGCAUUGUCAUUAGUUAGUGGGUAUGGGAAGGAUAAGAACAGACAAAUGUGUCUACUUAGGAAAAUUGUUGUAUACUUGGAUGAUGAGACAAAAGUUGAUAUGUUGAAUGAAGCUUGUUCUUUUGGUGCAGAAGAAUGUGUUUUAUAUCUUCUGUCAGAAGGUGUAAAACCUGACAAGUACACAAGAUGGUGGUCAUUGAUUGACAGACAUCGGAAUGAUAACACUGGAGAGGUGUGUACUUAA
Messenger RNA from Mizuhopecten yessoensis (Yesso scallop), 2208 nucleotides. RefSeq lists its product as uncharacterized. The record is from RefSeq and is a predicted model, not a curated record. Lineage: Eukaryota; Metazoa; Mollusca; Bivalvia; Pectinida; Pectinidae. The transcript is spliced from 6 exons. The annotation marks the transcript as partial.